Molecule: messenger RNA, 1077 nt
Organism: Closterium sp. NIES-65
Lineage: Eukaryota; Viridiplantae; Streptophyta; Zygnematophyceae; Desmidiales; Closteriaceae
Source: the annotation of a GenBank genome assembly
AUGGCGAAUAGCGAAGAUGUUAUCGUGCCAGCGGACCUGGAAGAUGACGUUGCUGGGUCAGCAUCGGCGUUGCGCGUGUCGCCAUGGUGCGCGCCGUGGCUGUGGUCGGCGGUUAAGGUGGUGCUGCUCGUGCUGCUCUGGCACACCUUCAGCACGGCGCUCUCCCUUCACCUCUGCUGCCACUCGUGGCUGCCCGCCUCCCCCAUCUCCUGGCGCGACUACUUCGUGCGAGUGGUGCCCACGGCAGUGGCCACAUCGCUUGACAUUGCCCUCUCCAGCUUCUCCCUCGCGCUCGUCACCCGGACCUUCUACUCCAUGUGGCGUGUGGUGCUCCCAGUGGCGGGGGAGACGGAGUUUGAGCUGCUGGGCUUCAUCUUCGUCAUGCUGGCCUCAUUCAUGGCGGGUCUCCGAUGGGUGCUGCUGCAAGUGCUCCUCCAGCCCCAGCUCCACAGUGCCUGUGUGCUGUGCUUGCUCUCCCACACGCCACAAUCCUCCGGUUUCUCACCCUUCCUCGCAUAUUUGCUAUGGUCACGCCAUCCUCAUGCCACUAUCUCCUUUCCAGUCCUCCUAGUUCCCCUUGCCUCCCACCAACCGCAAGUCCGCCCUCCCUCUACCCCAACAGGCCUGACCAACCCGCUGCUCACGUUGCUGCAGUAUCUGGCGCCCGUGAUGGCGCUUGUGUGCGGCAUCUUCUCGCUGCUGCACGAGCCGUGGUCCUCGCUCGCCUCCUUGCCCUACUUUGACACGUGGCCUCACGCCCUCUGGACCCUCGCCGUCAUGCCCGUGGGGGGCGUCCUCGCCUUCUGCAUGGUGGGUGGGUGUGGGCUGUCGCGCAACAAGGCACGUGAGUCUGAAGGCCAUCAGGUGCACGCGCUCAGUGAUGAGCUCCUCCCUCACCACCCGGGGGCAGGCCCUCGGACCAACUCUAGCUGUCUUUUGAGUCGACUCAAAAGUCAUCUGAAGGCCAUCGGGUGCAAAAGCUCACUGAUGAGCUCAUCCCUCACCACCCGGGCAGGCCCUCCGAGCAACUUUAGCUGCUGCACCACCCCGCCUCGCUCUACUCGUCCGCCCCCCUAG